UUACUCAUGAGCUUCUAGUGACGUCAUAGUCAUGCAUAUUCAUUACGCGCUCUACUGUCGUACCAUUUUAUGCUACUGAAACGUGGAAGAAAUAAACUGCGCAUGCUGUCAACUGAGGGCGCUACAACGACAGACCGCGGAGUAAACUGCUGUGGUUGUGAAUCUUUACCGACCUUGGCGAGCGAAAUUCUGGUGAAAGCAAUGAAGAGAUCUCGGGUGCCUGACGUGUUUAGCAACAGGAAAAAGGUCCGAGUCACAGGUACUGCACACAACUGGGAAGAGUCAAGCAUCUCUCCCUCAGAGGUUGCCAGUGAGACCAAGGCAGCUCUGCUGUACCUGCGUUCCCUGGUCAACGUCCAGGUCUUUGAGGACCGGAUUCCACCAAUCGUCUUCAAGCAGCAGGUCUACAGCAUUGUCAAGUGCAAAACUGCUGCAGACAAGCAAAUUAAUGACUUAAGAGAAAAGAAAGAAAUCAAGCUGUUUCGUCUGGGCAAGGAGUCUGACACGUUCGCCAUCGUCUUCACCGAUGACUACCGGGAGCACGUCAGACGGACCAUGGCAGACGGCCCUGCCAAGGAGAGAUUCCUGGACACGGUCCUGGAGAAGACGUCUGACGUCAGCUUGGACAAGAAGACCAUGACGGACCUGGGGUUUAAGGAUGAGGAGAUCACGCAGUUACUCCAUGGCGGUGUGCUUAACGUCAGGGAUGUGGGCAGCUGGUGGAUCGCUAUCCCUGGCGCCGGCAUUUUCAUGAAGUGUUUCAACAAAGGAAGAGAUUCCAUUUUACGCUCGAUAAGGAAAAGUAAAUAUCAGAAGAUUCUGCAACAGGAGCUGGAAGACCGGAAGCUGAGGGCGGUGCAGAAGUUAGGAAUCCAGUAUCAUAUCCAUGACAUCAUAGGUGCAGAACUAGUCACAAGGCUCGACACAACAUCAGGGACGAUGUUACGGCUUGACCAGUGAAAAGAAGUGCUACUGGAGUUUUUUUGACUCCGGAUCAGAUAGUGGACCAAAGCAAGCUCAGUGAAUCAGCUGGUUCAACCUUCUAAGAAGCAGGAUGUGAAGGGUUCAAGUCCUGUCUGAGUGAGCUGGCCAAGUUGCUCUCACAGACUCGUAGAUAGUCUAGGGGCUAGAUUUUUAUGGUUUGAUACGCAAUAACCCGCCGCCGCGAUGACCUGCUGCAGCGAUAACCUGCCGCCCCGAUAACUUGCCACAGCGAGAGGGUGUUAUCACGACCAACCAAUAUCACCCAUGAACCGUCUGGAACAACGUCUGGGGAAAUUCGUAUCGGUUGUGUACUGCGUACGCACCUGUUUGGCCUAAUACAUGCAGCGCACAUUCAAAACAUAUCAUUGUAGUUCUGAACCAAACUCUUAAAUUGCUAAAAAAAUUGUAAAAAAAAGAUGCAGCAAGACUUUUGUGCAACUUCACCGGUCAGCUCUUUCGUGGUGUGUACUGUGCCUGGGACUGAAUAUGGACCGUAAUUGCCUGCAAAAGUAGCACAUGCACACUAUUUUCCACCUUGUUCGGCAAGAGAUUUUACAUAUUUCCCUAAAUGUUCCUGAUGGUUUGUGGAAGAUAUUGGUUGGUCGUGAUUAUGCCCUCUUGCGGCGCCGGGUCAUUCUCGAAUCAAACCAUAACAACGUCUAGCCCCCAGACUAACUCAUAGAUAGAGCUGGGAUAUGGUGGUAUCAGUACUGUAGUGGGAAGAGCAAAUCCUUGUGAAUUAACAUUCAAUCAGGUUUGUGUUACCAUUAUAAUUGCAUAGGGGACGAAUUGCCCAACACCAAAAUGAUUCUGUAUGUGUUAAAAAAUUCCUAUGUGCAAAGAGGUUAUGUCCAAGGAAAAGACUAAUUUGUGUUUGAAGUUUGGCACCGUUUUGCAGACAUUCGUGUCAGAAAUAUCAUGUAUUGUCUUCAAAAUAGCAGCCUUUGGCCACACACUUAUUCAAUAAGCCUUUUCGGAGUUCCAACUGCGCAUUCGUAACCUGUGACA
This is a messenger RNA of Patiria miniata (bat star), 1992 nucleotides long. RefSeq names its product serine/threonine-protein kinase 19-like (gene stk19). The transcript has 8 exons. Lineage: Eukaryota; Metazoa; Echinodermata; Asteroidea; Valvatida; Asterinidae. Gene Ontology annotation, molecular function: protein serine/threonine kinase activity. Bases 70 to 960 code for a protein of 296 amino acids. Gene Ontology annotation, biological process: protein phosphorylation; positive regulation of Ras protein signal transduction. The record is from RefSeq and is a predicted model, not a curated record.